AUAUAAAACGUAUACAAUAAUUGUUUGUUGUGUUCACAUUACAACGUUGGCAUAUACAGCAAGCACUACACGAUGAAAUGGAUUUAUUUAGCCCUGCUUUUAAUAUUAGUUGUACCGAUGUUAGAAUCUGUUCAAGUGAACCGGGGAAGCUUUCAGAAAAAUGAGUUUUCGAAAUCUCCAAAGAGAUAUGUGAAUGUUUUGUAUCAAAUCUGUCUGACUUCCACACCAGUUCAUGUUAAAGCCACUGCCCGACCAACGAAUCCUUCACUACCACACACCUUCAAUGUUACAGUAAUAGAUAUACAGCGGUACAGUGUACUGGUCCAGCUUGAACGUACAGAUCAGAAGUCCGGUUGGGACGAAAUUCCAAUCACCGUGGAUUGGGUUUCCAUGGAUGAACUGGACGAAGAAGGUGUUACAAAAACCAACAAGCCGAACUGCAAGGCUAUUUUGGAUUCUGGUUUAAAAACAAGCGGAAAAUAUCAAAUUAUAUUGAAAGACUCAACUGUCGUUGAGGUUUACUGUGAUAUGAACACUGCUGGGGGAGGAUGGACAGUUAUUCAGCGCAGAAAAGACGGAUCGGUGAAUUUCGAAAGGAAUUGGGCAAAUUACUCCGCUGGGUUCGGAACUAGAGACGGAGAGCAUUGGCUUGGCUUAGUGACGCUGAAUAAACUGACCACCAUCGAAAACUACGAUCUGAGAGUUGAUGUUACUGACUGCAACCACGUUACAAAAUACGCUCAAUAUUCGAGGUUUCGUGUUCAUUCUUCGUCUAUUAAUUAUAGACUAGAAGUAAAUGGACACAGUGGCGAUGUUGGAGACUCUCUGGCGUACCAUAACGGCCAAAUAUUUCAAACUUGUGACCGCAAUGGUGGAAUAUGCGUCAAAACGGAUUUAAUAUUCUUUUAAUUUUUUUAUAAGUGUGCCCUAAGAAAAGUUUAUUUUAAACUUUGAUGGAGUUUCUUUUUGGGGGUUUUGUUUUUCCAUUAUACUCUAAUCUUUAGAGCAAUUUAAAGCAAACUCCCCAUUGUACGGGUUGUGUCCUCACGCACACCUUUCUUUCAAUUAGAACAUUAAUGUUGUUUAUUUAAAUGGUUUUGUUUACAUUUUACCCAUUUAUUUUA
Molecule: messenger RNA, 1124 nt
Organism: Ciona intestinalis (vase tunicate)
Lineage: Eukaryota; Metazoa; Chordata; Ascidiacea; Phlebobranchia; Cionidae
Source: RefSeq, a predicted model, not a curated record